AACCCUCCGCCAUGCCCGCCGAUUCCUCGGGCCUCUCGAUACUUGGGCUCAAACCCCCGUCACCACCAGUACCGUCGUCAGCACCAGACGGCAGCAAUGCCUCGCAACCCUCGCCUCCGCCGAGCACCAGCAUCUUCGGGAGUCUCGGAGACAACCCUCUCUUUGCCGGGGGACUAGCACUAGGCGCGAUGACUGCGGCGUUCCAGCUAGUGCGGCGCACCAGCACGCGCGCGCUGCAUCUCGCGCGCCGCCAGCUGCUCGUCACCGUCGAGAUCCCGUCCACCGAUCCGUCGUACGAGUGGUUCUUGCAUUUUCUGGCAGAGAGCCAGCGGGCUUCGGCAUCUGCAGGAUCCUACGGGACGGGAGUGAUUCCCGGCUACUCGCUCUCGGCGCUACUGUCGCGGUUCCGGCCGGCGCCGCGGGAGCUGGCGGUCGAGACGCGGACUACGAAGCUGGGCUCGGGAGCGGCUGCUGCCGAUUUUGUUCUGGUACCUGGGCAGGGAAAGCAUAUCAUCAAUUACAACUCGACGCUGCUGCAGGUGGCGCGGACGCGGGAUCCGCGGCGGUCCAAUCCCAGCGGACUGCCGUUCGAGACGGUCGAGAUCACGACGCUCAAUUCGCGGCGCGGGGUGCUUUACGAGCUGCUGCGGGAGUCGCAGCAGCUUGCGCUGCACCGCGCGGAGGGGAAGACGACGGUGUACACGUCGCGCGGGAUCAGCUGGGAGCGGUUUGGCAACCCGCAGAGGAAGCGCCCGCUGGAGAGCGUCAUCCUCGCGCCGGGGGUGAAGGAGGGCGUGGUCAAGGACCUGGAGGACUUCCUGUCGUCGCCGGCGUGGUACCAAGACCGCGGGAUACCGUACCGGCGCGGAUACCUCCUCUACGGCCCGCCGGGCACGGGGAAGACCUCGUUCGUCAAGGCAGUUGCCGGUCACCUCGACUACAACAUCUGCCUGAUUAACCUGUCGGAGCGCGGCCUGACCGACGAUAGGCUCAACUACCUCCUGUGCAACCUCCCCGAGCGCUCCGUCGCGCUGCUGGAGGACGUCGACGCCGCCUUCGCGAACAGAAAGCAGGUGGGCGAGGACGGGUACAGCGGCGCGAACGUGACGUUCUCGGGCCUGCUCAAUGCCCUCGAUGGCGCCGCCUCCGGCGAGGACAGGAUUAUCUUCUUGACUACUAACCACCAGGAGCGACUGGACGAGGCCCUCCUCCGCCCCGGACGUGUCGACCUCAAGGUCGAGAUCGGUUGGGCUACCCCGGAGGUCGUCGAUGGCAUGUGGCAGCGCUUCUAUGGCGCUGGUGCGUUCCCGCAGGCAGAGAAACUGCGGGUCCGCUUCCUCCAGAUCCUGACGGAUGGACAACUGUUCGAGCCUGGCCGUCACGGUGUUAGCACCGCGGAACUGCAGGGGCUGUUUUUGUUCUUUAAGAAUGAUCCUGAGGGCGUAGUGGGCGCCGCGGAGAAUAUGGUGCUGGCUAGAAAGGCGUAAAUGGAGCUGUAUGAUGGCAUGUCUGUAUUCCCAAAGCUGGUGCUGGGAUGUAAAUACACUGUAAAGUAAGAGGUUAGAAGGGAAGCAUCUGGAGUACAAAAUCGGGGAGCGAUAGUUAGUCCAUGGGAAGUCGAUCCACCGUUUG
Messenger RNA from Tricharina praecox, 1632 nucleotides. RefSeq names its product P-loop containing nucleoside triphosphate hydrolase protein. Gene Ontology annotation, molecular function: ATP hydrolysis activity; ATP binding. Gene Ontology annotation, biological process: mitochondrial respiratory chain complex III assembly; protein insertion into mitochondrial inner membrane from matrix. Gene Ontology annotation, cellular component: mitochondrial inner membrane. The coding region runs from base 12 to 1487 and encodes 491 amino acids. The transcript has 2 exons. The record is from RefSeq and is a predicted model, not a curated record. Lineage: Eukaryota; Fungi; Ascomycota; Pezizomycetes; Pezizales; Pyronemataceae.